GUCUGCCUCCAGGCUUUGUCAUGGCGGCUGCUGCUGCACGCUGGAACCAUGUGUGGGUCGGCACCGAGACUGGGAUCUUGAAAGGGGUAAAUCUUCAGCGAAAACAGGCGGCGAACUUCACGGCCGGAGGACAGCCGCGGCGCGAGGAGGCAGUGAGCGCCCUGUGUUGGGGCACCGGCGGCGAGACCCAGAUGCUGGUGGGCUGCGCGGACAGGACGGUGAAGCACUUCAGCACCGAGGAUGGCAUAUUCCAGGGUCAGAGACACUGCCCGGGCGGGGAGGGCAUGUUCCGUGGCCUCGCCCAGGCCGACGGAGCCUCACUGUGUCACCUAGGCUUGAGUGCAGUGGUGCAUUCAUGGCUCACUACAGCCUCAACCUCCCGGGGUCAAACGAUCCUCCCGCCUCAACCUCCUGAGUACCUGGGACCACAGGCUCAAGCGAUUCUCUUGCCUCAGCCUCCUGAGUAGCUGGGAUUACAGGCAUCCGCCACCACGCCCAGCUAAGUUUUUUUUGUAUUUUUAUUAGAGACAGGGUUUCACUAUGUUGGCCAGGCUAGUCUGGAACUCCUGACCUCAGGCAAUCCGCCCACCUCAGCCUCCCAAAAUGCUGGGAUUACAGGCGUGAACCACUGCACCCGGCCAAGGAAGCAUUUUAAUACAAGAUGAACACUAUAUUAGGUUGGGAUUAAAUGUAAAGGGCUUUAAGUGCUAGGUUGAGAGAUGUGCACUUUUAUUGGUGUUGGUGAGUUAUUCAUUUAUUGUUUUUGUUUUUCUGAGAGACGGAGUCUUGCUCUGUCACUGAGGCUGAAGUGCAGUGGCAUGAUCUCGGCUCACUGCAACCUCCACCUCCCUGGUUCAGGCGAUUCUCCUGCCUCAACUUCCCAAGUAGCUAGGACUACAGCACCCUCAUCACAUGUGUGGAUUCUGGGAUUCUCAGAGUCUGGCAUGACAAGGACAAGGACACAUCCUCUGACCCACUCCUGGAACUGAGAGUGGGCCCUGGGGUGUGUAGGAUGCGCCAAGACCCAGCACACCCCCAUGUGGUUGCCACAGGUGGGAAAGAGAAUGCUUUGAAGAUAUGGGACCUGCAGGGCUCUGAGGAACCUGUGUUCAGGGCCAAGAACGUGCGGAAUGACUGGCUGGACUUGCGGGUUCCCAUCUGGGACCAGGACAUACAGUUUCUCCCAGGAUCACAGAAGCUUGUCACCUGCACAGGGUACCACCAGGUCCGUGUUUAUGAUCCAGCAUCCCCCCAGCGCCGGCCAGUCCUAGAGACCACCUAUGGAGAGUACCCACUAACAGCCAUGACCCUCACUCCGGGAGGCAACUCAGUGAUUGUGGGAAACACUCAUGGGCAGCUGGCAGAAAUUGACCUUCGGCAAGGGCGUCUACUGGGCUGUCUGAAGGGGCUGGCAGGCAGUGUGCGUGGGUUGCAGUGCCACCCUUCAAAGCCUCUACUAGCCUCCUGUGGCUUGGACAGAGUCUUGAGGAUACACAGGAUCCAGAAUCCACGGGGUCUGGAGCAUAAGGUUUAUCUCAAGUCUCAAUUGAACUGCCUCCUCUUGUCAGGCAGGGACAACUGGGAGGAUGAGCCCCAAGAGCCUCAAGAACCCAACAAGGUGCCCCUAGAAGACACAGAGACAGAUGAACUUUGGGCAUCCUUGGAGGCAGCUGCCAAGCGGAAGCUCUCGGGUUUGGAGCAGCCCCAAGGAGCUCUCCAAACGAGACGGAGAAAGAAGAAGCGGCCUGGGUCCACCAGCCCCUGACGCCCCUGUGCCCACUUUGUAAAUAAACUGCUGAACACCCA
Molecule: messenger RNA, 1806 nt
Organism: Homo sapiens (human)
Lineage: Eukaryota; Metazoa; Chordata; Mammalia; Primates; Hominidae
Gene: WDR74
Product: WD repeat domain 74
Exons: 13
Coding region: 1013-1765 (250 amino acids)
Biological process (GO): ribosomal large subunit biogenesis; RNA metabolic process
Cellular component (GO): nucleus; nucleolus
Source: RefSeq, marked validated